This is a messenger RNA of Cutaneotrichosporon oleaginosum, 749 nucleotides long. RefSeq lists its product as uncharacterized. NCBI's taxonomy places the organism in Eukaryota, Fungi, Basidiomycota, Tremellomycetes, Trichosporonales, Trichosporonaceae. The record is from RefSeq and is a predicted model, not a curated record. Gene Ontology annotation, molecular function: peroxiredoxin activity.
CCCCCCCCAACACCCCACCAUGUCCAACGAGCGCAAGCCCCCUAUCCUCCGCGAAGUCCCCCGCGCCCAAGUCACCGACCCCAACGUCUUGGAGUACUACAACAAGCUCUUCGGGGACCGGGACCCGGUCAAAGAGCGCGGCACAGCGACCGGCACGCCCGGCGACUGGUGGCCGACGUUUGCGCUCACGCCCGACAUCUUCAAGCACUGCACCGACGGCUUCAAGCUGUACCGCAACCCUGAGCGCAAGCUGGACCCCGUGCUGCGCGAGCUGGGCCAAACGCGCGCCGGCUGGGUCAAAGGCUCGCAAUUCGUCUUCUCGCAGCACUGCAAGUCGCUGCGCGGGCUCGGCGUGUCCGAGGCCAAGAUCCGCAGCAUCGCAUUCUGGGCCGUCGCAGACUGCUACGACGACAAGGAGCGCACUGUGCUCGCAUACACCGACGCGCUGAUGAUGGGCGACGGGCGCGUGCCCCUCGAAGUGUACGACAAGCUCAAGACGUUCAUGGACGACGUCGAGAUCAUGGAGUUUACGUACAUUACAUGCCUGUACGGCAUGCACGCCGUCAUGACGCGCGCACUCCGCCUCGAGUACGAUGCGCGCGAGGACCCCAUUGUCGAGAUUGCGGCCCCCGAGGGCUUCAGCGCCGCAGACUUCCUUGGAGGAAGCAAGAAGCCGCAGCAGCAGUAGGGGUUCUUUCUGCGUGUGUAGUAUAGAAGUGAUGUAUCUGUGUUUGCCUGUGGGUUGUUCG